UUACAUUGCAUUUAUAGCAAUCAGGAUCCUUGUUUUUGAAUACUUUAGCUGAAAUAAUUUCUUGAGAUUAUUUUUGCACCAUGGCAACUCCAAAACAGCAAACCAGAAGCAGAGACAAGGAAUGUCCCUCCACCCCUCUCAGUCCUUCAAUUUCUUCACGCAAAGAUGAACGGGACCAGUUGGCAAACCUUAACAACAGGAUGGCAGCUUAUGUGGAAAAAGUUCGUUCUCUUGAAACAGAAAACUCGAGACUUCAAAUCAAAGUUACGAGUUACGAGGAGACGAGCACUCGUGAGGUGACUAGCUUAAAAGCGAUGUAUGAACGUGAAAUAUCAGAAGCUCGGAGACUUCUUGAUGAAUUGUCAAAAGAAAAAGCUCAACUCCAAAUUGAAUCCAAUUCAUUUAGGGAGAAAUGGGAAAUUGAAUUAAACAAAGCCAGUGCCCUGGGCCAUGAUAACGCUGUGUUGGAAGGAAAGCUGAAAGAUUCAAACUCUCUUCUGUUUUCGAGGGAAAACCAGUUACAGUGCGCCAAGCGCGAGAGGGAGGAAGCUGUUGAAGAAGCUGAAACCUUGCGAUCGAAACUAAACGACAUCCAGGUUGAAUUGGAAGCUUCACAGAAAGCAUUGGACACAGAAACAUUAAUGAGAGUUAACUUUGAAAAUAAACUUCAAUCUUUGAAGGAAGAAUUGGAGUUUAAAGAAAAGUUGUAUCAAGAAGAAGUGUCUGAGAUACGAAAGCGUCACACGCUUAGUGUUACGGAGAUUGAUGAAAAAGUGAAAGGGGUUUAUGAGAGUCAGUUCGAAGUGGCCCUCAUUGAACUGAGAGAUCAACAAAACGCCGAUCUUGAGCAAAUGAAAGAAGAUUUGGAAGGACAAUAUUCGUCGAAGAUCGAAGAACUUAAAAAGAAGCUUGACUACGUUCGUAAGAGCACCAUGAAGGGUUCGGAGGAUUGUAAAGCUGCCGAGAUGAAAGUUGAGAGGUUGCAAACCACAAUUAAAUCAUUGCAGAACAAAAACAACAAUCUAAACAACCGUGUUCAAGACUUAGAGGGACAAGUAGCAACCGAGCGCGAGAUUCGAUUCUCGGCCGUGUUAUCGAUUGAACAGCAACGUGAUGAAGCGUUGCAGAAGAUCACGACGAUGGAAAAGGAAUAUUUGGAACUCAUGGAUCUCAAGAUUAAACUCGACCACGAGAUUGGGGUUUAUAGGAAGCUGUUGGAGGAAGAAGAGACGAGGUUAAACUUGAGUCCGAGCCCUCAUGUGGACGGCUCUGAUUCAAAACGACGAUCAAGACGUAAAAGGAAAAGGGUCACCACUCAAAGUGAAUUGGCACAAAAAGCAAAGAAACAGGAGAUUGCGAGCGCCACUUAUUCAAGUGAGACAGUCAUCACUCAGAAGUCGGUGAAUGUUGGGGAAGAUGUGUUGCAUCAACAGGAUGACCCCGCCCCCGAGGGUAACAACUCAUGUUCAAUCAUGUAAUUUCUAUCUUGCAUUCCAAACAUCAAUUUGUAGCAAAGGAAUCGAUAUCUUAGCAGCUCAUAUAAUCAAAUGCUCUAUUUGUGCAGUUUUAUAAAGACAUUUUUCCAGAAAACUUUUCUACAAAUUUAGCCACGCAAAGGUUUUAUGCAAGAACCUGUUUUUAGGUACGACAAAUUACAGCAAUUGUUUUCUAAUGGUUGAUUUACCUUCUCAUAAAAUUUUCUUUAAUCAAAAAUGGAAUUUUUUCCUUCAGUUUUUUGUACAUAGUAUCCCUUCAUGCCUUUGUGUCAUUUUUUCAUUCCCAAAGCCACAAUAGUCAGGACUUCUCAACCUAAUUUUUCGCUGCCCAAUAAUUAAACUCAUUUUUAGAAUACAUUUUGCACAACUUUUUGUAAGCAUAAAAUAAAAUUGCUCACUUUUACAAUGACACAGCACCACUGUAGUAGGCGAACCAACCAAAUCAACACGCGACGAACUUGUUGCAACCAAACGGUUUAAACAACUAAAUGUAAAAAUUGUUAACCUCAAAAAUGAAAGGUUGAGAAGUACUUAAGUAAAGUCAUAGGACAUCGCACACACUGCCUAUACCCAACUAUAAACACAACUGUAUACCCAUUGUAUAUAACCCCCUUGUAUAUUAAAUGCAUGCAUCUUACUUUCUGCAGUCAGAAAUGCUUUGAUUUGAUAAUAACGUAGUUUUUACUCGGGUGACAUUUAUUUAGCAUCAUGAAACUGCGAGAAUACAUCAUUCGUUUUUGACACGAA
Molecule: messenger RNA, 2243 nt
Organism: Ciona intestinalis (vase tunicate)
Lineage: Eukaryota; Metazoa; Chordata; Ascidiacea; Phlebobranchia; Cionidae
Source: RefSeq, a predicted model, not a curated record